AUGGAAGAAAGUAUUUGGCAAGAAUGUAUGAAACAUUCGACAAAUUCUUUAUUCUUUUGGACGUUAUCCAAUCAUUCGUGUAAGUCAAUUUCAACGAUGGAAAAUAAUCCUUGGCAAAAAGGUCACGUACUAAAUACCAUAAGAUUUUAUUCGACAAAUGAUAAUUCUACUGACAAAUCUACAAUUAACGAAUGCAAAAAUACUAAAUCAAAAACAUCAUCUACAAACAACAAAGAUAACAAUAUGAAUUUGAUUGAUGAUGAUGCAUCUUGUACAACGAAAUUUCAUACAAAAUCAUCGUUGAAAAAGGAACAUUGCGAGGAUUCUACGAAAAACAAUGCGAAGCAGGAACCAAUCGAAAAUAACAUUUGUAAAAAUGAUAUUCCAAAAGAAGAAUAUUGCGAGGAAACGACAUAUCAAUCGGCUCCCAAUUCCUCUGUAAAAGAUAUUUGUCCUAUGGAAUCCCAUUCCGAAUCAUGUUCCCAAUGUUCUACUGAUCCUAAUUUAACCAAAAACAAAUAUUUUAUUUGUUCACCUCAAAAACCUAUUCUUCCUUGUCCUCCACCAAAAGAAUCGACAAAAUUAAAAUUAUGGAGGUUCUUAUCAAUUUGCUCUUACGUAUUACUUAUUGUCGCGUCAGUGAUCAUUAUACCAAAAGCGGAAGAAGAAAAAAAGAAACCAAGACCGCCAUAUUACGAUGUUCCAUAUAUGUAUCGACGAACAAAGCCCUUUCCUUGGGGGGAUGGUAAUCACACACUAUUUCACAAUCCUAGAAGAAAUCCUGUUCCACCGGACGGUUAUGAAGUUGAUGAUUCGUAG
Polistes dominula (European paper wasp) is the source of this 819-nucleotide messenger RNA. RefSeq lists its product as uncharacterized. The record is from RefSeq and is a predicted model, not a curated record. NCBI's taxonomy places the organism in Eukaryota, Metazoa, Arthropoda, Insecta, Hymenoptera, Vespidae.